Molecule: messenger RNA, 624 nt
Organism: Fusarium pseudograminearum CS3096
Lineage: Eukaryota; Fungi; Ascomycota; Sordariomycetes; Hypocreales; Nectriaceae
Exons: 3
Coding region: 1-624 (207 amino acids)
Molecular function (GO): RNA binding
Source: RefSeq, a predicted model, not a curated record
AUGUCGGAUUUGGGGAUACAAAACGACAAGCCUAUGGUUGAGGACCAGCACGAGAUUGAUCAUGACCGCGAGCAUGAUGAGCAGGAACAAGGAACUGAGAUGUCAGCGACCGAGGAGGAAGAAAUCACUGCCAUGAAGCGCCGUGUGGCAGAGAUGGAAGAGGAGGCUAAGAAGCUUCGCGAGAUGCAGGCGACCUUGGAGCAGCAGUCUGCGGAGCUUGCGGACGACAAGGAGUCAAUCGAUGCGCGCAGCAUUUUUGUCGGCAAUGUCGACUACUCCGCCUCCCCUGAGGAUAUUCAGGGUCAUUUCCAGAGCUGUGGUUCCAUCAACCGAGUCACCAUCCUGCUUGAUAAGUUUACUGGACAACCAAAGGGCUACGCCUACGUCGAGUUCACCGAGCCCAGCCUGGUCGCGCAAGCUCUCGUUCUUAACGAGAGCAUGUUCAAGGGCCGCAGCAUCAAGGUUACCCCAAAGCGCACCAAUGUUCCCGGCAUGAGCCGUGGUCGUGGUCGUGGCGGAUUCCGCGGUGGCCGAGGCAGCUUCCAGGGUCGAGGCGGCUUCCCUCGAGGAGGUGGUUAUCGUGGUGGCUACCGUGGUCGUGGACGAGGCUUUGCCCCCUACUAG